AUGUCUGCGGUAUUGUGCGAAUCCUGGAUUUCAGAGCGGAAUACUGAAGAAUUGGGAUGUUCGCAGCCCACAGUGUCCAGAAUAUUUCAUGACGUGCUAGAGCGAAUUGUACAACAACCCGGAGAAUUUAUCAGGUUCCCAAAUACAGAAAAUCAAAUUAAGCAGGCCAAAGAGAGAUGGUUGACCAGGUUCCGUUUUCCCACAGCUACUGGAGUUAUCGACUGCACGCAUAUUGGUCUUGAUGGAAAACCAGCCCAAUUUGGAGACGAAUAUAUAAAUCGAAAAGGUUUUGCCAGUAUUAAUGUACAGGUUACACGCGACCAGAAUUCUGUUAUAACUAGUGUAGAUGCAAGUUGGCCUGGAUCAGUCCGUGAUGCUCGUAUAUGGAAAAAUUCGGCAGUGUGUGAAGUCAUGAAAAAGACAAGAAACACUAUUCUUCUAGGGGACAGUGAGUAUGGUAUAAUGUCAUGUCUUAUGACUCCUUACACAGACCCCCUCGAGGAAUAUCGGAGAGUCCUUAACAGGCUGCUUACAUCAGAGCGAGUUGUGAUUGAGCAUACAUUUGGGCAAAAACACGUAUAA
Acanthoscelides obtectus is the source of this 582-nucleotide messenger RNA. The record is from the annotation of a GenBank genome assembly. Lineage: Eukaryota; Metazoa; Arthropoda; Insecta; Coleoptera; Chrysomelidae.